AUGCCGGACGCCCUCGCGGAAGUGGAGCCGAAGGUCGCCUGCACCCAGGCUGCUGAAACUACCUUGACGCCCGAGGCGGAGAAGGGCAAGAAGAAAACCCGGCUUCUGAAGACAGUUCCCUUGAGCCUGAUCAAGUUCCAUGCUUUUCAAAGAACCGAAAAGGGCCAGGCUGGGGCCACGCCCGCCGUCGUGAAGAAGACAAAAGAAAACUUGGAGGCGCCCUGCGGCUUGGGCUGUAUAGUUUUCCCCAGGUGUCAGCGCCUCAACAACAUCCAUUGCUUCCUGGUUUUCUACUGCCUCCUGAUCACCUCUCAAGGUAUUGUGUUUGGUCUCAUAGAUCUGAGCAUUGACACUUUUGAGAAGGACAAUCAUCUGAGCAACAUGGAGAAUUUAUUGUUGUCUUUGACUUAUGAUAUUUCAUCCUGCCUGAUAGUAGUGUUUAUAUCAUACUAUGGAGGGAGAGGAAACAUACCAAGAUGGAUUACAUUUUCCUCCUUUUUAGUAGGACUUGGAUCACUUUUAUUUGCUUUUCCAUACUUUAGUGUUGGAGAUCAUAAAGCAAGUGUAGCCAUUGGAGAUAUUUGCCAAGAAAUGAAGACUAACAAGGUUUGCAAUAAAGAGGCACCAUCAUUCCAAGCAAAGUAUAUAGCUUCCUUCAUCCUGGGGCAGAUUCUGCAGGGAGUAGCAGGAAUGCCUCUUUAUAUCCUUGGAACAGUCUUUAUCGACAACAGUGUUGCCAUACACUCAGCUGGUAUUUACCUAGGCAUAAUGGAAGCUUCAGUAGUACUCGGCUAUUCUUUGAGUUAUGUGAUAGCAGCACCCCUCAUCAAAGGCUCUGAGAACAGAACUUCUGCAAUUAGUGUUGAAGACAGUGAUGUGAUUCAAAGCUGGCUGCAGGAUUGGUGGAUUUAUUUUGGUUUGGUUUCACUUAUUGCAUGGUCUACAUUAAUACCAUUGUCAUGCUUCCCACACAGUGUACGAGGUACAGCAAGGAGAAAAGCUGAGAAGCGUAAACAGCCUCAUCCAUUUGAUGGAAAGAUUAAAGAUCAGGAAUUUGGAAUUAGUAUCAAGGAUUUAUUUGCUAGUAUUUGGGUUCUGUUGAAGAAUCCGAUAUUUACAUGCCUAGCUCUGACCAAAGCUUCAGAAUCUUUAGUUUUUAUUGGAGCUUCUGAAUAUUUGCCUAUAUAUAUAGAAAACCAGUUUUUAUUAACACACUCUACAGCAGCUAAAAUUGCAGGAUUUGUUUUACUUCCAGGAGGUGGACUUGGCCAGCUUCUGGGAGGUAUCAUUGUUUCCACGUUACACAUGUCUUGUAAAGCCCUUAUGAGAUUUAUAAUGGUUACAUCUGUUAUAUCACUUAUAUUCUUUGGGUUUGUAAUUUUUGUACACUGUGAUCCAGUACCACUUGCUGGGAUCAAUGAAGAUUAUGACGGAACAGGACAGUUGGGAAACCUGACAGCUCCUUGCAAUUCUCACUGUAGAUGCUCAUCUUCAUUUUAUUUUGCUAUCUGUGGAAGAGAUAAUACUGGAUAUUUUUCUCCUUGCUUUGCAGGCUGUACACAAUCCAAAACAUUAAAUGGUCACCAGGCAUACUACAAUUGUUCUUGUAUCCAAGCAGGAUUAGCAACCUCAGAUGAUCAAGGUGAUUUUAUUGAUGCUAGACCUGGGGCAUGUGAUACAAAGUGCUAUAAAUUGCCUUUGUUCAUUGCUUUUAUCUUCUCUACAAUUUUAUUUUCUGUUUUUUCUGGUAUACCAUGCACCCUGACCAUCCUUCGGAUUGUAUCAGACAAUCAACGUUCUUUGGCCUUGGGUUUGACCUAUGUGAUUUUGAGAAUAUUUGGGACGAUACCUGGACCAAUACUUUUUAAAAUGGCAGGAGAAACUUCUUGUAUCUUUCGGGAGACUGAAUUCUGUGGAAAAAAAGGAAAUUGUUGGAUCUAUAAUAAGAUGAAAAUGGCUUACCUUAUGGUAGGAGUAUGGUCAUUUGCAUCCUAA
Molecule: messenger RNA, 1995 nt
Organism: Mirounga angustirostris (Northern elephant seal)
Lineage: Eukaryota; Metazoa; Chordata; Mammalia; Carnivora; Phocidae
Gene: SLCO6A1
Product: solute carrier organic anion transporter family member 6A1
Exons: 13
Coding region: 1-1995 (664 amino acids)
Biological process (GO): sodium-independent organic anion transport; transmembrane transport
Cellular component (GO): plasma membrane
Molecular function (GO): protein binding
Source: RefSeq, a predicted model, not a curated record